CGCACCGAACCCAGACCCCUCUAAACUCGCUGUAAACCAGAGCCGCGGCCGAGAGAGGGAGAGACACCCCCUUGCCAUUCAGUCGCCUUCUGGGAACCAUGAAAUUGCCCGUCUAUCACGGGCGGAUCAGCCGCGAAGAGACCGAAGAUCUGUUGGCAUCGAUAGGGAAAGACGGCAGUUACCUGAUCCGAGAUAGUGAGACCGUGCCCGGAGCCUAUUGUCUGUGUGUGUUGAAUCAAACAUUUGUUCAUACUUACCGGGUUUCUGAAACGUCUGGGAAAUGGUUGGUUCAGACACUGAAGGGCGUUGUUCCUCGUUAUUUCAGCAGCAUAGAAAAACUCCUUGUAACGUAUGAGAAACCAGGCCAAGGAUUGGUUGUGCCUUUGCUACAUCCAGUUAAAACAAAUAAAAUCCAAAACCAAAAUGAAGGUGAGAUCUAUUUGCAGGAAGAACGAGAGUACAUGGAAAUGCUUGGCAUAUGACACAGCCAGAGUAUAGCAGAAGAGUCUCCAGAGUAUUAUGAAGGAUUAUCUUGGAAAGAAAUAUAUUAUUCUGUUCAAAUGUUGUAUUUCCAAAUUACUUAUUCCUUUAAAUGUUCUGCAUCCAUGAAAAUGUGAAAAUCCAUUUGCUGUAAAUAAUAUGAUACCUUGAUCUUUACAAGCUGUAGAAUUUACUAAUGGAAAAUAACCUAUUGUAGUCUCUUCUUGCCUAUUUUAUUCCAAGAAAGAUGCAACACAGAAGGAGACCAUUUGGCCCAUUGUACUGUGUUGGCUGUUUGGAAAAGCUGUCCAAUUGGUUCAGGGGGGCAGGCUGGUUCUAGCUACACUGAAUGGAGAUAACUUGUACGUAGAAACUAUAUUCUACAUUCUAUCUUCCAGA
Messenger RNA from Pristis pectinata (smalltooth sawfish), 879 nucleotides. Its product is annotated as SH2 domain-containing protein 1A-like. The transcript has 4 exons. Lineage: Eukaryota; Metazoa; Chordata; Chondrichthyes; Rhinopristiformes; Pristidae. The record is from RefSeq and is a predicted model, not a curated record. Bases 99 to 482 code for a protein of 127 amino acids.